This is a messenger RNA of Anopheles stephensi (Asian malaria mosquito), 1562 nucleotides long. RefSeq names its product polyadenylate-binding protein 2 (gene Pabp2). Lineage: Eukaryota; Metazoa; Arthropoda; Insecta; Diptera; Culicidae. The record is from RefSeq and is a predicted model, not a curated record. The coding region runs from base 164 to 829 and encodes 221 amino acids. The transcript has 5 exons. Gene Ontology annotation, molecular function: RNA binding.
CUUGCCCAGAGCUCGCUCACGUCAUUCGUAAUUGCAGCUUGAUCGAAGGCAGUGGCUCGUGCUGACGAAAGUCCGGAGAAAUUAAGCAUACAAUUGCAACUUUCCUCCAUUUACAUUCCCACUUAUUCUAAAAGAAUAGCCGAAUAGCUUUAAAACUUUCGCAAUGGCUGAUGAUAGUUUGCUAAACGACUCCAACCUGGCUACGCUGGGCAGCAACGACGAUGAAGCAGAGCUCCUGAUAGAGGACGACUACCUUAAAGGUUCGGAAAUGCAAAUCGAUCCCGAACUGGAAGCCAUCAAGGCACGCGUAAAGGAGAUGGAAGAGGAGGCAGAAAAAUUGAAACAGUUGCAGUCAGAAGUCACGAAACAGAUGACCUUGGGUUCGCCGACCGGUUCGACGCCCAUGCUGACGGCGGAAGAGAAAGCCGAAGUGGACAACCGUUCCAUCUAUGUGGGAAACGUCGAUUACGGUGCCACCGCCGAAGAGCUGGAAGCACACUUCCACGGAUGCGGAGCGAUCAAUCGGGUGACGAUCCUGUGCAACAAAGCGGACGGCCACCCGAAAGGCUUUGCGUACAUUGAGUUUGGAUCGAAGGAGUUUGUGGAGACCGCGCUCGCUAUGAAUGAAACUCUGUUCCGGGGCCGACAGAUCAAGGUGAACCCUAAGCGUACCAACCGGCCGGGAAUGUGCCAAACCAACCGGUUCCCUCGAGGAGUGCGCGGUCGUGCGGCCCGAGCUUCGAGAGCCUGCUGUUAUGGAGCGCACCGUGGCACCCGGAGGCCUAUCCGAGGCUACCGAGGACGUGCCACUUAUUACGCACCUUACUAAUUGGUGAUAUUUCCCGAAUCUAGAAGAGUAAACCGUACCUAGCUAUUAGGAUCGUUAGCUAAACUUAGGGAUAAAAAAAUAUAUAUGAUAUUUUUCAAAAAACAUUAUUUGCCCUCAUCACACCUUGAAACUAGCGCAUGCACAUAAAUGCAGCCGUAAAACAAAAGCAUGGCUGUUACCUUGGCAAACGCGCAAAAGAUGAAAACACAUAUUCUCAAUACACCCCGCGAUCGCAGAAAAUAAUGUUUUUUGAAGCAAUCUACAAAGCGCAUGGUGUGGAAAAAAGUCCCAAAACACAAAAUCAAACACCAUGGCUAAAAAUAAUAAGGACAAAAGAGAAGACUCCGAGUGAAAAAAGAAGAAAAAACAAACAAACAAUUGGAGGAAAAAACAAGUCCUUAUCAAAAAAGAUGAAUCAAAAAGAGAUGCCAUCAGCCGAAAAAAAAAACGAUCAUGAACAAAAAAAGAGACAAACAAAACAAUAUAACGCCUGCAAAAACAGAUGAAAAUGAAAAGAACCGGCGCGCCAUGAAGGAAAAGAGAUCAUAAAACACAUACCGAAAAAUAAUAAGAUAUACAUAUAUACAGCCCUGGAAUAUGUCAAGCCGAGAAAAGAUACAAAGAAGAGCAAUAUAUACAAGACGAAACUACCUAAAAGAGGCGCCUACAAAUAAUGAACUGAAGAAGAUGAUGAAGAAAAAGAAGUGAAAUAAAAAAAAUGCAUAAUACAUCA